Molecule: messenger RNA, 5118 nt
Organism: Trichobilharzia regenti
Lineage: Eukaryota; Metazoa; Platyhelminthes; Trematoda; Strigeidida; Schistosomatidae
Source: the annotation of a GenBank genome assembly
ACUCAAAAUUACGGCCGUCUACAGGCUGCCCUACAGGCUGCCUGUUAGCAUAUACUUACCAAUGCGAAAAUGCAAAAAACCAAAAGAUAUCUUAGUAGAAACUUUCUAUCCACAGUGUUAUGUUACGAAUAAUUCAUGUAACACUCCUUUACAGGUGAAAUCUUUUCCUACUGUUACUAAAUUUUCAGAAAUCAGACAUUCAAUACAUCCAAUCAGAAUUUCGCAAAAAAUAAAUCAUUUGCGUAUUUUUGUCGGUUUUUUUAAACGAAAUCAACAAUUUAAGCCAAAUUUUUACAUCCCAUAUACAAAGAUACGCAGAAAUUUCAUGAAAAAUACGUGUUCACCCAAACUGCUGAAAACCGUGCAUUAUCCAUCAUUUUUAUAGCCUUUCCUGUUAAAAUAUGGCUUUGAAAAUGUUUUUCCGUUGAAAAAACACCUCAAAGCAACGUAGAACUGCCAAAACACAACUGCGCGAUAACACCUAACAACAACCCGUGUGUGCCUUUAUCCAUUGCCUAACCAAGCAUCAAAAUGAUGUUUGAAAUUACCUCAACUCGAAUGACAAGCUGGCCAAUCACAAGCGAGCAAAUCGCUUGUUUAUCUCAUUCGCGGUCGCUCAAAAUUACGUCCGUCGACAGGCUGUCCACUCUCAACAUAUUGUUUGCAAUGAUUGGGCGUCUCACUCCACCAAAAACCCUGGGCGUGAUGGACAAUAUUAGUCCUACAGAUCCUAACAAGUUAUAUUGGGUAUUGAAUUGACCUUACUUAAUUGCGGGUCGACUGAAUUAUUUCAAAUCCUUGAGGUCAGAGUGAGAUUACUCUUUGUUCUUGCUCUGGUGCUAUGCCUAGAAGGCAGAGCAGUUUACGCUUAAGAAUUAAAAGAGGUUCGUUACUGGAAGCCAAGGAUGCGUAUGAAAAUUGGUAUCCUGUGAAAGUGCUUGCAGUAAAAAAUGAACAGGUUUAUGUGCAUUUCUGUAAUUGGAGUUCCCGGUAUGAUACAUGGUAUCCAAUCAGCUCUGAAUGUUUACGUACGCUAAGAAGAAAUACUCACCAAUUUGUUACUACGAGCCAAGGUCAACCUGCUUUUCACAACAUUCCAGUAGUGGAUAAGGGGAAAGACACUUCAGAAAUUUAUGAUACUCAAAUUGAAGUUGGUAGUUUUGUAAUGGCUUCAUGGCACAACGAUUAUGAAUACCUUGCUGAAAUUCUGGCACAUCGUCAACGACACGGCACAGAAGCUGAAUAUCGUCUGCGGUAUGUCUGGGAUCGUGUUGUAGAAUGGACACCGGUUAGCCGACUGCGCAAAGCAACACAACAGGAAAUUGACUAUGUCCUGGAUUUCUGCAAAGCGCACCAUUCACCUACAAUUAAGCUUGAUAAUAAUAAACCGCAUUCCCAACAGUCAGGCAACGAUAACGACGCUGACGAUGGCGAUGACCCCGACUAUCGUACUUCUGAUAUGGUGGAGGUGGUCUCCACCAGAAAGCGAUCACGUUCAACACGGGCGACUCCCAGCACCACCGCAUACGCUGCAGAUGAUAAGAAAAAUUGCAACUCAAUACCAUAUGAUGGGAUUGUUGAACAGGAUGGUAUGGUUUAUGAGAAGAGCGUUUUUGAAUUUCAUGAAGCUUGUCGAAGACGUCGUGAACUGAAGAGAAAAGCUAUUGGAGGAGAAAUGGGGACUUCGCUGAAUGCCUGUGAUGGUGGUGGAUUUGCAUCUUCUGCAUCUCAGGCAUCCGUAGGACAGUCGGAUCUGCAGGCUACCAAUGUUGACACUGUGCCACUCGCAUUUCCUACAAAUGUUGUUUCUCAGAAAGUCAGAAAUUCUUCAGUUUUUAAUAUUCAACCGUCGACGUCUGCGAUUACAUCUGAUGGGAAAAGUGACGAAAUAAAACCAAUCAAAUCAGUACCACAAAAGCCUUCUCCAUUUUGGGUAGGUUCUUCAGAAUCAUCUUUCAAUUAUAAUUACAAUUACACACAACGAAGUCGUCAACGAACUGUUUUGCGCAAAAAAGGCACAAAACUGGUCGACAUUAAUUCUUCUUCUAUAGCAGAAGAAAUACCUAGGGAGAUUAUUUCAAUGAAGUCAGCAGCCGUUGUUGUUUAUCCCUGUCCUUACUGUCCACGUCAACUGCGUAAUUCAAAUCUACUCAGCGCCCACAUUGCCAACUAUCAUCACAAAAGUGCAUCUAGGCCUACGAAAUCAUCUAUAUCAGCAGUUUUACAAAAACCAUUUACAUCGUGGGUAUCUAAGCCGGAUUCAGCAAAUAAUUCCAGAUCGCUUUCAAAACGAAAACCAAAAGAUGUUUCAAACGCUGAUGCGUCGUCGUCGUCGUCAUCAAGUGCACAUAAAUUCACUCGCCUGCUUACUUGUUACCGAUGCAAUACACGUACAAUCUAUGUCAGUGAAGAAGAAGAAGAAGAAUCUGGUCUUGUGCAGUGUUCUCAUUGUCUGCGUUGGCUGCACUGUCCCUGUUAUGGAUUCCCGUUGAAUAUGGUGGAUCCAUUGGUCGCUAAAACACUUAAAUUCCCUUUCUCUUUUAUCUGUGAUGCUUGUCGCAUGGCUUUACGCCCAGUCAGAAGAUCUCGUAAAAAUGAAUGGCUAAGUAGUGGUAGUAGUAAUAGUGGUCUGCUACAAUCACCCAGUGGUUGUUCAGAAUAUACUCAACGGGAUUUAUUAACACAGGUGAUUUCUGUUUUGAAUAAAACCUGUCAGUUGCGUCCGUUAAUUCAAUCUGGUCAGUAUAUACUGACUAAAUCAUCACUGCCUCAUUGUACAUAUCAAACUAAACAAGAAGCAGAAGAAGGAACAACUAAGUGCAAAACUGCUGCAUGUCAAGAUUCAUUGGAGUUAACGGAAUUUGAAAGUUUGAAAUUGUGUAAAACUACUACUACUACUACUACUACCACCACACAACAACAUACAAACUUCGAUUCGCAUACACCUGAAGAUCAAGUGAAUCGUCUCUACAUGGAGUUACGAGGCAUAGCAUUUGGAGAGAUAUGUGAAUCAUCCAAUGGGGAAAGCGGUCUCGCCAACAUCAUUGAUAUUUCCCAAGUUCCAAUUGAUAAUAAUAAUAAUAGUAAUCAUACAUUCCCUAUUCCUCCGGAAUCGGAAUGUUGUCCUAACACCAGUUGGGUAUUAGAGGACGAAACUGUUGUUAACCCUGCUGUUCAUCCUUACCAUCAGGCGACUGAUGAUCCUGUUUACAGUAUGGGAUCACAUGAUCUGUCCGGACUACUCCAAGAACUCGGCGCUGAUAUCAUUCCGGAAAUUUCAAAUCUUAGCGUCGUCGUUGGUGGAGUAGUGACCAAUGAUCAAAGUACUCUCAACUGUCGUCCUACUACUACGCCUACUGCAUAUGAUGACCAUUUGGAGCAGAGUAAACAGUUCCCUUCUUUAUGCGAUUCGCUCAGUCUGUCUUCACUCACCCCUGACAAACAUAUCAUCAGCCAGUCGGCAUCAUCUACAGCAUCCAAGGAACAAAUUUUAAAUCAUCAUCAUAGUGAAGAAAUUUUAGCUAUAGAAUCGAAGUGCACUUCUACUCCGUCGACUACACCUACAAAAAUCCUAAUGAGUCAAUUGAAUUCAGCUGUCGAAGCUGAUAUUAUGAAUUUACCGAUUCCAAGUUGUGCAAGAUCAAUCAUCUCCGAUUUACUAAAAAGUCCUUUGAGUGAUGACUUCAUAGCGCCGCCAGUUUGUGGUGUUCGACAGUCGUCGCCUGAACCAAAAGCAGCUACUGGUAGUGGUAGUGGUAAUUUGAGUGUUUCAUGCGCGUCGAACGAAUUGUCACAUGUUUCAUCAACCUCUGUGAUACAUCCUCUCGAAAUUGACUGGUUGGUCGAAACAGCUACUAGUACUACUACUACUACCACUACCAAGGAGGAGCAUCCUUUAAAUCCUUCGAACAGUCCAACUAAUCAGCAUCCUGUAUUAAAUGAUUUUCCAGAUAUUUCUAACCACCGUAUGCCCGAUGAUGCUGAUGAUGGUGAUGCUAAUGGCAGUGAUACGUUGUCGCCGUUGUCUUCGCCUCUUUUGUCAGAAGAACAACAAGAGAAACUGUCUCAAGCACAGAAUAAUUUAAUGCAUUUAGAUGAAAAGAUUCUGUCACCGUUUGAAAGCGCUUUAGACUCAAUGGAGGCGUAUUUGGAUGCUGUCACGGAGCGUGUAAACGCUUUUGAACGAUUACGACUUAAUAAUAAUAAUAAUAAUAAUAAUAAUAAUAAUAAUAAUAAUAAUAAUAAUAGUCGAUACAAUCAGAAUACUAUGAUGAAUAAGUAUCCUCAUUCAAUGCGGGACAACAAGACUUAUAAGGUCGGAAGAAGAAAAAAAUUACCCGAUAAAAGUGUAAACGUUCAUACACGUGGAGAUUUCAAGCGUCCACCACCGCCUCAAUAUAAUUAUUAUGUGAUGUCGAGUGGGGUUCGUGUUGUUAGAAAAUACUCACCAUCACCAUCGAUUAUUCCUUAUCGUGGAGAAUAUAAAACUCUCAGAGAUAAUGUAGGUUACUCAGAGAAUUAUGUUAAUAGUACUAAGAAUGCGGCAGCGAUAACACCUCAACGCAUCCACACGGCAGCAGGAGGAUCACAACAACAACAGCAGUUGUGUAUCAAUCCUACUUUCAAGUGUAGUACGCCAUUCAGCAGAACUUCUUCUCCUUUGUCAUCCUCUUCCCCUUCUUCUGCACACAAACCUGUCAUUCGUGUUUUGAAUAGUGUUCAAUUAUCUACUGUUAAUAGCCGCUAUCAUUCAUUUUGUUAACUCAAUUUCAAAAGUGUAAUUUAUUAUUAUUAUCCUGAGUUUGUGUGUGGCACCACCACCCAUUGAGUGAGUGAGUGAGUUUUACUGCCUGAUGAUGAUGCUUUCCACUUUUUUUUGAUUAUUGUUUGUUACUACUGUUUGUUGUCAAGGUACUUAACCCCAGAGUGUUCCUACUGAUUUGCGAAGACACCUUCGAAUCGAUAAUACCACUGUGAACGAUUAUUGUCGACUUUAACUCCAAAAGAAAACACAAGGACUUUUGUAUUAAGUUGUGUAUUUGUUCGGCAAUUAAAAUCGAAAUACUCUGUACAAGUUCUAUAAAUAAACAAAUGUUUUACAAAGAGAAUGUAUUGCUG